Messenger RNA from Caenorhabditis remanei, 783 nucleotides. RefSeq lists its product as uncharacterized. The coding region runs from base 1 to 783 and encodes 260 amino acids. The record is from RefSeq and is a predicted model, not a curated record. Gene Ontology annotation, molecular function: heme binding; oxygen binding. The transcript is spliced from 5 exons. Lineage: Eukaryota; Metazoa; Nematoda; Chromadorea; Rhabditida; Rhabditidae.
AUGAUCUCGUUGUCCGUCCCGCGUACUUCUCGCUCGUUGAGUCCAGCGAUGGCAAGAAGUGCUCCAAGUUCGCCAAUGACAAGAUAUGGACCAGGUGGAAUGGAAUCAAUGUCAGCUCGUGACCGUUCGGGAAGUAUCUCCCUCUCCCCACGGAACAUUAUUCCGGUUUGCUCUCAAUUGACACCAUCCCAAGUGUCCGUUGUCCGUAGAUCAUGGAGACAUAUCAACACGAAAGGACUCAUCAUUGUCUUGACUCGUUGCUUCUCUAGACUCGAAUCCAACUGUCCAAUCGUCUCUCAAUGCUUCCAAUCUGCCACCUACUCAUUGUCCACCAAUCCAAACGGAGUUCGUACUGUAGCCGAUCACGCCAAGUAUCUUCUUCAACUUCUCGAUAAGAUUAUCGAAGGAGAUGUUGACUCCGAGUUCCUCCGCGAGAUCGGUGCAAACCACGUCAACUUGAAACACGAAAACGGUUUCAGCACUCAAGAAUGGGACCGUUUCCAGGAGAUAAUGGUCGAAGUGAUUCUGAAACAAGAUGGAGUGAAACAGAGUAAAGAGACCAGUCGGGCAUGGAGACUUCUCAUCUGUUCGUUCAUCGAACUCAUCCGUGACGGAUUCGACGCCCAAGUCCGUCAAUUCAGAAGAAAACACUCGUUCAAUGCACACGUUCAGUACUUUGAGAAUAUCGAUAAACGUGUCGGCGUGUGCCCAAACCGAAAAAUCUCGCUCAACGUGGAUCCACGUACUCCACCAAAUGGAGUCAGAAAGUAUUCACAAUACUAA